AAUUGACUAAAUAUCUGACAGAAAUGAAGGAUUCACCUAGACUCACAUUAUAUAGAUAUGGCGUCCAUAUGGACAUUUAUUAAUAAAAAUUUUAGGUCUCCAGUCCAGCCUUACUAGUCGAAUAUUCAUUCCUCCUCCUCUAUCUUCGAUCAAUAAGCAGCUGUGUGGAUUGUAUUUGUAUUGUAUCGUGGAAGCGAGAUUUAGGGUUUUGAGAGAGAGAGAGAGAGAGAAAUGGCUUUAACGAACUUUAUUCUGACAGUGGUCGGUGUGAGCGCAGUGGUUCUGCUGCUGAGGAGCGAUGUCAAACAAUCGGCCACUAUUUUCAGGCGAAACGUUCGUCAGAUUCGCCAUUGGCUUGAAGAAGAGUCCUCCAAUGCUGCCAAGGAAAUGGAGAAGGCUAAGCCCAAGGAGCUGCCGAAGAAAGAUAUUCCAAAAGAGGAUAAGCACUAGGUGUUUUAGAUCAGACCUGGUUUAUAUUGUAAAACUUCUCGUUCUUCCAGUUUCAUUUGGAUAUGACAAUCUAUCUUGCACAAAAUCUUGACCAAUGUAGCUAGCUUACUGCUUUGUUUUGUGUUUCUCAACACUUUUGGUACUAUACUGUCUGCUAUGUAAUAUACUCUGAAGAAAGGUGUUAUUCUUUUGAUCAAA
Messenger RNA from Camellia sinensis, 648 nucleotides. The record is from RefSeq and is a predicted model, not a curated record. Lineage: Eukaryota; Viridiplantae; Streptophyta; Magnoliopsida; Ericales; Theaceae.